AGAUCCGAAAAAGAAAAACAUUACCUUCUGUUAAAAUCUCCGAACAUGAACAACAACUCCAAUAACAACAUGCGAUCUGCGCCACUGUUAUCUUCCAAAUCCUCAACAUCACUGUCCUUUCUCUUGCUUCUAAUUGCAUCAUCCCUAUUUCCAUUUCCUAUUACACAUCAUUCUUCUCAUUUCCCCAUCAACUUCACUUUGAAUACACUCAACCUUCACCAAAUCUCGAUUGAUACCCCAAAACCCACUUUCUUAUUUCAAAUUUAAAAUAUUAAAUUUUGAUAAAAACCCAUAUAACAAUUUUCCAAAUCAACUUCAUUCACUGUGUUAGAAAUUUGAAUCAUGGUGGUGUUCACCUCUCACAAGAGUACAAGUUUCUUCUUUGUUUUUCUAUGUGUUGCAGCUCUUGGUUCGGUUUUUUUGGUGUGGCAAAAGAAUGCGAUUAAUGGGUUUUUGGUUUUGGGUGGAGAAAGGGUUUGGGAGUCACCGAAGCUGAGGCCUGUGGUUUUCAAUUUGACUGAUUUUGGUGGGGUUGGUGACGGGGUUACCGUUAAUACUCAGGCUUUUGAAAGAGCUGUUUCUGUUAUAUCUAAGUUUGGGGAUAAGGGUGGUGCUCAGUUGAAUGUGCCACCUGGUUUUUGGCUUACUGCCCCCUUUAAUCUCACUAGUCAUAUGACUCUUUUUCUUGCUCAUGAUGCUGUCAUUCUUGGAAUUCAGGAUGAAAAAUAUUGGCCAUUGAUGCCGGCAUUGCCUUCAUAUGGAUACGGUAGGGAGCGUCCUGGGCCGCGGUAUAGCAGUUUGAUUCAUGGUCAAAAUCUUAAAGAUAUUGUGAUAACAGGGCAUAAUGGUACCAUAGACGGACAAGGACAGACAUGGUGGACCAAACAUCUCCAUAAGCUUCUCAACCACACAAGGGGGCCACUUGUUCAGAUCAUGUGGUCCAGCGACAUCGUGAUCUCAAAUAUUACUCUGCGCGACUCUCCUUUUUGGACUCUUCAUCCAUAUGACUGCAAGAACGUUACGAUAAAAAAUGUUACGAUAUUGGCUCCCGUAUAUCAUGCUCCGAAUACUGAUGGCAUUGAUCCAGAUUCUUGCGAGGAUAUGUUGAUAGAGGAUUGUUACAUAAGUGUCGGGGAUGAUGCAAUUGCGAUAAAAAGCGGCUGGGAUCAAUAUGGAAUUGCUUACGGAAAGCCUUCUAAGAACAUUCUAAUCCGAAACCUUGUCGUUCGUUCUAAUGUCAGUGCUGGCAUCUCCAUAGGAAGCGAGAUGUCUGGUGGAGUAUCCAACGUCACCAUCGAAAACAUUCUUGUAUGGGAAUCUCGACGUGCCAUCAGGAUCAAGACCGCACCUGGAAGAGGCGGAUACGUUCGCCAAAUAACUUACCGGAAUCUAACUUUCCAUAACGUCCGUGUUGGAAUUGUUAUCAAGACCAAUUACAACGAACACCCUGAUGCCGGAUAUGACCCUUCCGCACUUCCAACUCUCAGAGACAUAAGUUUCAGCAAUGUCCGCGGUGAGGGAGUUCGUGUUCCGGUACAAAUUCUAGGUAGCAAAGAGAUUCCAGUUAGAAACGUAACUUUCCAAGAUAUGAAUGUUGGGAUAACAUACAAAAAGAAACAUAUCUUUCAGUGCGCGUUUGUGGAAGGUCAGGUAAUAGGGACCAUUUUUCCGAAACCGUGUCGGAAUUUCGAUCAGUUCAACGAGCAAGGAGAGUUGGUUAAGCCCGCCGAGUCGCAGAAUGUAACAGACAUAGAUUAUGAAAUCUGAGGUAUAUAUAUAUAUAUAUAUAUAUAUAUAUGUAAUAUUGCAAACUACUAGGUUCUGUUCCAUCAUUAAUCAGGCCUGAAUUUAUGUCUGAUUGUUUUUGUAUGAUAAUUUUUGUGAGGGGAUGGAACAAUCAAAAGUCUUGCCUUUCUUAGGUGAUGAGUUGUAUAUAACAAAAAAUUUCAGUUGGUUGAAUGGAUAAUUCUCUUAUACUAA
Lathyrus oleraceus (garden pea) is the source of this 1980-nucleotide messenger RNA. RefSeq names its product probable polygalacturonase. The transcript has 5 exons. Gene Ontology annotation, molecular function: polygalacturonase activity. Gene Ontology annotation, biological process: carbohydrate metabolic process. Lineage: Eukaryota; Viridiplantae; Streptophyta; Magnoliopsida; Fabales; Fabaceae. The coding region runs from base 343 to 1767 and encodes 474 amino acids. The record is from RefSeq and is a predicted model, not a curated record.